Gasterosteus aculeatus aculeatus (three-spined stickleback) is the source of this 2849-nucleotide messenger RNA. Its product is annotated as cysteine-rich secretory protein LCCL domain-containing 1. NCBI's taxonomy places the organism in Eukaryota, Metazoa, Chordata, Actinopteri, Perciformes, Gasterosteidae. The record is from RefSeq and is a predicted model, not a curated record. Gene Ontology annotation, cellular component: extracellular region.
GGCAUAUAAACGCAAAAUGAGCAGCCAGUAGCGCACUGAGCCAGUCGAGGAAUUCAACAGGUACCUAUUGACAUUUCCCUCUUUCUCUCUGUCGGCCCUCUGCGCUGCACGCAUUCUGUGUGAUGGACGGAAUUAAAGACUCCACGGAUUGGAAAGCGUUCGCUCUGCAGUAAUCUGGAAUAUUGCACCUCGGAGAUAUUUUGAUCAGUUUGGAGUCAUUUAAAGCCAUUCCAAGAGGGUUCUUUAGUCAGCACCAGCAUUCUGCCCGUCAUGAAGAGGUCUCUUCCUUUGCCGGGCCCGGUCAGAGCAGGCUUGUUCCUAUGUUUGACCCAGACUGCCCUGGCCAUCGUCCUCACCAACUCCACGCAGCUGGAGUCCAUCUUGGACAAGUACAGGGACGAAGAGUGGUGGAGCGCCAGGUCGAGGGGGAGGAGGGCCAUCAGCGAGGGGGACAUGCACCUCAUCCUGGACUUGCACAACAAGCUGCGGGGGCAGGUUCACCCUCCUGCCUCCAACAUGGAGUAUAUGGUAUGGGAUACCGAGCUAGAGAGGAGCGCGGAACACUGGGCACAUACCUGCCGAUGGGAACACGGGCCGAGCCACAUGUUGACACAAAUAGGCCAGAACCUUGGAACGCACUGGGGCAGGGAUCGCCCCCCUACCUACCAUGUCCAGGCCUGGUAUGAUGAGGUGAGGUACUACAGCUAUCCUUACUCCCAGGAAUGCAACCCACACUGCCCAUUCAGAUGUUCAGGACCUGUUUGUACUCACUAUACUCAGUUGGUGUGGGCUACCAGCAAUCGUAUCGGCUGUGCCAUCAAUGUGUGUUACAACAUGAACGUGUGGGGGAUGAUCUGGACUAAAGCUGUCUACCUGGUCUGCAACUACUCUCCACCAGGCAACUGGUGGGGUCAUGCUCCAUACAAGUAUGGAACUCCGUGUUCUGCAUGUCCAGCUAGCUAUGCUGGAGGCUGCAGGGACAAUCUCUGCUACAAAGAUGGUGGUGUUGACAGGCGUCCAGCUCCUGAGAUUGAGGAGACCAACUACAUUGAACCAGAACCGGAACCAGUUAUGGACAGGGAACCCCGACCCAGGGCCCAGACACCAAAUCCCUCACCCAAUGACAACCUUGAGCGAAACCAGGUUGUUAGCACGGAGCAGAUGUGUCAACAGGUCGACUGUGAGACCAAGCUGAGAGAUCAGUGCAAGGGGACGACUUGUAACAGAUACGAGUGUCCGCCAGGCUGCCUCGACAGUCCUGGAAGAGUUGUUGGGACGGGAUACUAUGACAUGCAAUCCAGCGUGUGUGGAGCCGGUUUACACUCUGGUGUUAUUGACAAUGACGGAGGAUGGCUGGAUGUGACCAGAGUGGGCAGAAAGCAACAAUUCACUAAGUCAUACAAGAAUGGCAUCCAAUCAAUUGGGAAAAAUAGAAGCGCAAAUUCCUUCAAAAUAGAGUCGGUGCCUGUCAAGGCACUAUCAUGCGACACGACCGUUGCACUUUUCUGCCCUUUCAAGAAACCCAUACGACACUGUCCCAGGUCGUAUUGUCCACGGAACUGUCGGCGUGAUAGUGUGGCCCGAGUCAUUGGGACAAAAUACUAUUCAGAUAAAUCCAGCAUCUGCCGAGCAGCUGUUCAUGCUGGGGUGAUCCAGAAUGAGUCAGGAGGGUACCUCGAUGUGAUGCCUGUUGAUAAAAGGAAGCAGUACAGUAGCAGCUAUCAGAAUGGCAUCACCUCAGAGAGCCUACUGAACCCAACGGGUGGAAAAGCCUUCAGAGUGUUUGCAGUCAUCUGAAAAACACCCUCUCAACGGACAGAGUACCAUGCGAGAUGGCCACUUCACAUCCAGCAAACCCACUCAUUAUCAUCCUGCAACCUGUAAUUACAUUCAUUGCUGCGAUAAAUACCUUGACCUCUGAUGCUUAAAGUUUAACGUGGCUUUUCUCAAGGUUUCCCCUCUCAGUUUGGUCACGAGGAACCCGUGGCAAAUUACAUUCCAGCAAAGGCUGUUUUCGCGAUGAUGCUCUGGGAUAUCUUUGGCAUUACGUCUCAUCUACAUUUCAGGUGCUGACCAUAAUAACCCCACUCGGCUGCCAUGCCUCUUUCAGACGUGAUAUCAUGACUUCAGGUUUUUCACUUAGUAGAACAUACAGCACCAGACUUAGCUCUGCUCCCAACUUGAAGGUCAUUUUAUAACCUCAGAGAUUGUACAAAAAUAAUUUUUGAUUUAGUAUGGCCACACCACUUCCGGUUUCUUAAAGUCGCAACAAAUCGAGCACCAGGCACACGUGCUGGUCUGCACGCUUACCUGAGCUGUGUAGCAGCGUUGUGUUUGUUGGGAAUGACCCAUGUGGCUAUGGUUCAAUUGUUGCACAUUGAAGAUAGACUUAAUAAUAUCAUACAUUUGUUUAAAUAUUAAAUAUGAUUUACCAUACAUCAGGCCAUACCCACAUAAAGAGAGAUGUUUCAAAUGUAUCAAAUUCUUUUUGAGUCUUUGCCUCCAUAUAUCAUUUAUAUCAAAGUGGUUAUUUAAUAUAGCAACAAUGCUAUUUUUCAUUAACAUUUUCAUUAACACGUUGCCAGCCAUACUAAGAGCAAUAUGAGCAGUAACCAGUAUAUGCUGAAACAGAUUCUGCAUGCCAAUCGUAUAUUUGUCAUUCAAGCGUUUAUAUUUUCAUAAAGGACAAUCAUUAUAUUCACCUGUUUGUAAAUAGUGUAAUUGUAACAUAUUGAUUUAUUUUAUGCAGCAGUUUCCAGCAAUUGUUAAUAGAUUUAUAUAAAUGGACCCUGGCUGGCCAGGAAUGUGCAUGGCAGAAUCACAAUUAAAAUACUUGUGUAAUAAAUUCA